CUCUUUUCUCCAACUUCCAUCUCAACUUCCACUCUCCUCACCAUGGAAUCCCUCUCAGACACUCAGUGGGAUGUAGUGAUCAGCGGCACGGGGCUCCAGCAGUCCCUCCUCGCCCUAGCCCUCUCGCGUUCAGGCAAGAAUAUCCUCCACGUCGACCCCAACGACUACUACGGAGGCCCCGAGGCUGCCUUGAGUCUUCCGGAGGCUGAUGAAUGGGCGGAGAGGCACCGCGCGGACAGUCGAGAGGAUGCACUGUUCUCUGGCGCCGAGGUGAAGCAGCAGGCAGAUGAGCUGGCAUCGCGGCGGGCAUACACCUUGGCUCUGGCGCCGCAGCUAAUACACUCGCGGUCGAAGCUUGUGUCGCAGCUGGUGGACUCGAAGGCGUUCCGCCACAUCGAAUUUCUCGCUGUCGGCUCCUUCUUCAUCUACCAACCGCCCUCGGACUCCUCAGCUCCGUCGCUCAGUCGGAUCCCCUCGACCCGAGAAGAUGUUUUUUCCAAUACUGCCAUCCCCGUUCGGUCCAAGCGAUCUUUGAUGAAGUUCCUCAAGUUCGUUCUUGACUUCGACUCGGAGCCUCAAACUGAUAUGUGGCACCCACAUGCCGACGAGCCGCUGGAUAGCUUUUUAGCCUCCACGUUCAAGCUCGACACCGCGUUGCAGUCCUACAUCAUCACCCUCACCUUGAGUCAUAACGGCAAGAUCUCUGUCAAAGACGGUCUCACCACCAUCCAUCGACACUUGACGUCCAUGGGAGCCUUUGGCCCUGGCUUCGCCGCUGUUUAUCCUAAAUGGGGUGGCCUCUCGGAGGUGGCUCAAGUGGGCUGUCGAGCUGCUGCGGUUGGCGGUGCGGUCUACAUGCUAGGUACUGGUAUCAAAGAUGUGCGGAAAGCGCCCUCUCAGGAUGACCAGACUGAAGCCAAGCUUGAGCUCGAGCUCACCAAUGACAUGGUGGUCAAGACCAAGCGACUCAUCCAAGGCUCUGAACAGCCAACGACUGAGGGCUCACGCAUUAGCAGGCUGACAGCAAUCACAAAAAGUGACUUCUCGUCGCUCUUUGAGCUCCUCGCUGAGGGUGCUCCGGUUCCUGCUGUGGCCGUUGUUGCAUUCCCUGUUGGCUCGGUAUCUUCUGAAGACGGUAAACCCUCAGAGUACCCAGUCUACGCAAUGGUGCAUUCGAGCGAUACUGGGGAAUGCCCUUCUGGACAAUAUGCCAUCUACCUCACGACCGUUCAUGAUGCCUCGUCGAAAUCCACCCUCCAGAAGGCUCUGUCAUCCCUUGUUGCCACUGUACAAGGUGGUGAUCAAGCAUCUCAAUCAUCUCCGUGCAUUUAUCAAUUGUUCUACAACCAGUGCAGAAGCGCGUCGUCUUUAGUUGUGGACGGCAACACUGCUACAUUUCCCCUGCCACCGGUAGAUCUCGCAUUCAACGAUUCGGUGCUGGAUCCUGUCCAAGAAGCCUGGAAAAUGGUUCUCGGCGGGUCCAACGAAGAGGAUGUUGAGUACAUGAAGUUUGAGGAUCGCGAGGGUGGAGACGAGGAUGAUGCUUACGACUGAUUUCACGAGCAAACCAUAAUGAACUUAAUUGAAACAUUCCCAUUG
Molecule: messenger RNA, 1599 nt
Organism: Ilyonectria robusta
Lineage: Eukaryota; Fungi; Ascomycota; Sordariomycetes; Hypocreales; Nectriaceae
Product: GDP dissociation inhibitor
Exons: 3
Coding region: 43-1554 (503 amino acids)
Biological process (GO): vesicle-mediated transport; small GTPase-mediated signal transduction; protein geranylgeranylation
Cellular component (GO): cytosol; cytoplasm; nucleus
Molecular function (GO): GDP-dissociation inhibitor activity
Source: RefSeq, a predicted model, not a curated record